This is a messenger RNA of Cavia porcellus (domestic guinea pig), 2044 nucleotides long. RefSeq names its product Gfo/Idh/MocA-like oxidoreductase domain containing 2 (gene Gfod2). The record is from RefSeq and is a predicted model, not a curated record. NCBI's taxonomy places the organism in Eukaryota, Metazoa, Chordata, Mammalia, Rodentia, Caviidae. Gene Ontology annotation, cellular component: extracellular matrix. The transcript is spliced from 3 exons. Gene Ontology annotation, biological process: extracellular matrix organization. The coding region runs from base 270 to 1421 and encodes 383 amino acids. Gene Ontology annotation, molecular function: nucleotide binding.
CCCUUCCAUAGCCCCCGGUUCCUUAGAAACCAGGCGGCGUGUUCCCUGAGUUUGGGCAAUACGUUACGGUACCUGCUCAACCCCGCUAGGCUUUCUCAAGGCGGGCUGGUGGCCUCUGAAACCCGUCCGGACUCAUGGUCUCCGUUGUGGCGCAGAGCGGGCGAUGCCAGCGUGCCAGGAGCCAUGCUUGACCAAGAUGGUGGGAAGAUCAGCUCCAUGCUGGAGGCUCUGGUGAGGAGAUGAGGCAGUGAGCAGAGGCUGGGUUCAAGAUGCUGCCAGGAGUGGGCGUGUUUGGGACUGGCAGCUCAGCCCGAGUCCUGGUCCCACUGCUAAGAGCAGAAGGGUUCACCGUGGAGGCCCUGUGGGGAAAGACAGAGGAGGAGGCGAAGCAGCUUGCGGAGGAGAUGGAUAUCACCUUCUACACUAGCCGCACUGAUGAUGUCUUGCUGCACCAGGAUGUAGACCUGGUGUGCAUCAACAUCCCCCCUCCGCUCACCCGACAGAUAUCUGUGAAAGCUCUAGGUAUUGGGAAGAAUGUGGUUUGCGAGAAGGCAGCAACGUCUGUGGAUGCUUUCCGGAUGGUGACGGCCUCACGCUACUACCCGCAGUUGAUGAGCCUGGUGGGGAAUGUGCUUCGUUUCCUGCCUGCUUUUGUGCGCAUGAAGCAGCUGAUUGCAGAGCAUUAUGUUGGCGCAGUGAUGAUCUGUGAUGCCCGCAUCUACUCAGGCAGUCUGCUCAGCCCCAGCUAUGGCUGGAUCUGUGAUGAGCUUAUGGGUGGUGGCGGUCUGCACACCAUGGGCACCUACAUUGUGGACCUGCUGACCCACCUGACAGGCCGGAAGGCUGAGAAGGUGCAUGGGUUACUCAAGACCUUCGUGAGGCAGAACGCUGCCAUCCGUGGCAUCCGGCAUGUCACCAGUGAUGACUUCUGUUUCUUCCAAAUGCUCAUGGGGGGCGGAGUAUGCAGCACAGUGACACUUAACUUUAACAUGCCAGGCGCCUUUGUGCAUGAAGUUAUGGUGGUGGGCUCUGCGGGCCGUCUUGUUGCCCGGGGAGCUGACCUCUAUGGGCAGAAGAACUCUGCCACACAAGAGGAGCUGCUAGUGAGGGACUCACUGGCCGUGGGUGCAGGUCUGCCUGAACAGGGGCCCCAGGAUGUCCCACUGCUCUAUCUGAAAGGCAUGGUCUACAUGGUGCAGGCCUUGCGCCAGUCCUUCCAGGGGCAAGGGGACCGCCGCACCUGGGACCGCACCCCUGUUUCUAUGGCUGCCUCAUUCGAGGAUGGGCUCUACAUGCAGAGUGUGGUGGACGCUAUCAAAAGGUCGAGCCGAUCUGGGGAAUGGGAGACUGUGGAGGUUCUAACGGAGGAGCCUGAUGCCAACCAGAACCUGUGUGAGGCACUUCAGCGGAAUAACCUCUGAGCCUGCAGUUGGGCUUCUGCCACAGGGCACAGGGGUUAGGGAGGGAGCAGUGAAGGAGGUGCAGCAGGCCAUAGCAGAGACAGUGUCAUUCAUUAGUAAAUCAGCUUGGACUGGGGCAGAGAGAAGUCUGAAGGUGACCCAGGGAAGUCUCCCAUCUGCUCAUGUAGUCUUCAGACUUGCAGGAUGGCGACAUGCCUACUACCACAGCUUACACUAGCACUGUGUGUAGGGCAGAUCUGCCACCAGGCCUCUUCAUGGCUUUGCUAGUGAGCAGUACCAGUAUAAGUCCAAUUUGGGCUCUCAAGCCUGAUGUGUAGUCUGCUGGAAAGAAAAAGCCCAGCACAGAGCCACCUGACUGAGGUCUGAGGAGAAAGGACAAAGAAACCCAUUUCUUGCUUGGGGACUGGGGCAUCUCAGGAAUGGUGAGGCCACGUCAUCCCUCAGGGAUCCUUACCUGCCCUCCCACCUGACUGUACCAGACCAACCUGCAGGGAGGAGGCGUUUCUGUAUCCAGUGAGCUUUUGGGCUAUUGACUUAGGGCAGAGGGCCUCUGACUUAGCAGAGAGGAGAUAAGGGGAGCCAUGGAACAUCUGAUAAAUGUUACUAUAAAUCAGAAAAUAUGA